AGCUCUCGUUGUUUGUUUACAAGCUGGGAACUUCCUGCCUUAGUAGCUUUGUCCAAAGUAAGCUAAUCGGUUGAUUCAACUUUAUCUUUCAAGAUGGGAUGUGAUGGUGGCACGAUUCCUAAAAGACACGAGUUGGUGAAAGGCCCCAAAAAAGUAGAGAAGGUUGAUAGAAAUGCAGAGCGAGCUGCCAAAUGGAAAUACUGUGCCUUGAGCCAGGAGAAACUCAGACGCCCCAUUGUUUCCUGCGAGGUGGGAAGACUCUACAACAAAGAUGCUAUCAUUGAAUACCUUCUGGAUAAGACUGCUGACAGACCCAAUAUGGAGGUUGUUACUCACAUCCGUGGGAUUAAGGAUAUUAAAGAGCUGAAUUUGACUGAUAACCCUGAGUGGGCGGGAGAGAGAAGUAAUACUAAAGGAGACGUAUAUGAGGACCUCCACUGCGGCAUGUUCAUUUGCCCAGUUGUUGGGUUGGAGAUGAAUGGCAAGCACAGGUUCUGUUACCUGCAGACUUGUGGCUGCGUCUUUUCUGAUAGGGCCCUGAAAGAGAUCAAGACAGAUAUCUGCCACAAGGUGAGAGAUGUUGCUAUUUUUUUCCCCAGUCACUUUGUUCCAAGUUUCUGACCAAGACACUAUGAC
Notothenia coriiceps (black rockcod) is the source of this 636-nucleotide messenger RNA. It is a transcript of the gene rtf2, whose product is annotated as replication termination factor 2. Gene Ontology annotation, cellular component: nucleus. The transcript is spliced from 5 exons. Lineage: Eukaryota; Metazoa; Chordata; Actinopteri; Perciformes; Nototheniidae. The record is from RefSeq and is a predicted model, not a curated record. Gene Ontology annotation, biological process: mitotic DNA replication termination. The coding region runs from base 94 to 621 and encodes 175 amino acids.